AUGGCCUGGGCGCACGCGCAGACCCUGUGGGCCGCGGGCGCGACCGCGCUGUACGCCUUCGACGUGUGGCGCAUCGGGCAUCUGCUGCCGCCCACCGGGCAGGAGGCGGUCCUGGCCGGGCUCCUGUACCUGGGGCUCUACGCCUCCCGCUACCAGGACGUGCGGAGCCUGGACCGGCACUACCAGGUGAGCUUCUACGCCUCCUGCGGCUGGACCUUCUACGCCUUCGCGAGCCUGGUGCACGCGAUGGCCUACAGUCCCGACGCCUCGCAGCACGUCCUGUCCCGCCCCGACGCAGACGCCUUCCAUGGGGGAGCGGCCGCCAUCUACUUGGGCAGUUGCGCGUACUUCUACGCCUACCACUGGGGGAGGCAGUGGCGGCAUCUGGUAGAGAACCGCAUCCGCCCGUACUUUGUGGUGGGCCUCGCCAGCUUGACAUUUGCCCACGGUCUGACCGUCGGCCACAUUCUGAAGUGUCUCGACGACCCAAACUGGUUCGGCACAGUCGCGCAAAUCUACCCAGACGAGUGGCAAUGGAUGGCCGACACGCGAUUGGUAGAGCUAUACCUCACAGCGCUUGCACUGUUCCUCGUGAUUUGCCACUUGCGCGGUGUGCUGACAGGCACCAAGAACGCGGCAGUUGUGUUUCUGGGUACAGUGAUUGUCCCCACUGUGAUGCUCUUCGGGGAGACAUUCUUCAUCAAGGCCUGCUCCUGGGAGCACUACUUCAUGUGGGGUCCCAAGCAUUGGUGA
Messenger RNA from Prorocentrum cordatum, 753 nucleotides. Lineage: Eukaryota; Dinophyceae; Prorocentrales; Prorocentraceae. The record is from the annotation of a GenBank genome assembly.